AUGGAUUAUAUACAAGUAGUGUCCUUUACGGGGCAUCGAUCACUUCGUUUGGAACGCUGUGAUCCUCCCGGAAGACGCGAUGACCAUGUCGGCGUCGACACUUCGCCAUCGCAACGAAUAUGGUACCAAUGGCAUCAAAUAGCGGUUCCUGACGAAUGCCAAAGCGUGUCUACCAUCGAUGGUGGUGACUUAUCGGGGAACUCCGCUUCAAUACGUAGGUCACAAAUCGGGGAACAAACUCAGUCGCAUAUCGAUACCUUCUUACAGUCCAUCUCGCGUUAUUUGCACGGAGUAUCCAAUAAAUGGAAAGAAAAUGUCCAAUUAGUAGUGAAUGAAGAGUUUGAAGAGGCAGGAAACAAUAUAAUCACCGUUAUACGUGACUCGGUUGUUGCUCGUGUCCUUAAUAUCCUUUUGAGAGAGCGGCGAUAUAACCUACGUUGUGGGUUUUGGAUGUCAUCAGCAGAUCCUUCUGAAGCAUGGGAUCUCUGUUUGCAAUUGUGCCGCAAGACAUUUUGGUUAAAUGGAGAUAAUUCGGUCCAUGACCGAGACCGGAGGAUAUAUACUAUCGACCUCUCGAGAGUGGCACGAACGGUUAACACAGGAGGUCUAUCCUACAGCCUAUAUGGCGCUAUAUACUGCAGAUGUCGUACAUGUUGUAAUAUUGCUGCCCUUUUGAGAAGGGAUGAUCAUGGCGACACAGACCCGUUUCCAUCAUCUAAGUGGCUAUAUGACAUUAUUGAAAAACAUACAUCUGAGGUUCUGAUGUUUAUAGACCACAACAAACAUUACAACAAUAUUGAACACCAAUUGCUAUGCGUCUCGGUCGAUGCCUUUUUGUCAUAUCAACGAAUGAAAACGCUACUUGAGCGUUUGAAACAUGCUGACGAGGGAUCAAUAGAUACGUCACAUAACAACUGUUUUCAGGGAGAAUUAUCUUCUUCCACCUCUAAUGAAAAUUUCACUGCUAUGUUCUUAGACAAUUGGGACGAUAGUGCUGAUAACGUCUUAUUUUUGAAGAAGUUAUUGUCGGAUUGCGGUUGUUUUCUGUUACUGAAAGGCAGUGAAAUGCUAUUUAAGGCACUAGACGCCGAAUCAUCUAGAUUGAAUCGUUCUGCUCUUGUGGUGGACCUGUUGCUAGAUUAUAGUUCCAUGUGGGCUUAUAACGACUUACCUGUCUACCUUUUCUGCUGCUACGACAGCGAAGACUCCAACAAUUCACCUAAAGAGGACGUAUUUUAUGAUGUGGACGUUACAUCAGACAAUGAUUCUGGAGUGGAGUAUAUGUUGUCCAAGAUACGAUAUCUACAUUACCGUGUUAAUCUUUCACAUCUAUCUGCCGGCCGGGGGUUUGUGCAUGAACGCUAUUUGCGCCAGCAAUUACAAUUAGAUAACAACGAUGAGCGCGAUAUGUUAUUGAGUUACCUUGUAUCUCUCACUUCUAGCUACGAUAGACGCUGCCUAGGUACCAUAGUGCGUCUGGCAGCUUGCGAGUACAUGUCAGCGCUUUUUGAAGGAACUUCCCAUCUUGGUCUUCGUGACCCCCGUAUAUUCAGAGACGCAUCCCUAACAGCACGCUGUUUCGACAAGGCUGUUUGUAUUCGUCCUCCUGUGGCACUAUCUGUCGGUAUUCCGGGUUUGUGCGUGCUGCCGUACAGCUCCUCUCGACGCAUCGGUUCUUAUUGCGGCUUCCCACCCUUAAAAACGUCUUCUAAAGGUUCUAUCGAGAUAUGCCAGGGUUUUGAUUCGUUGGUUCUCGGUUCUUCACUGCGUAGCGAUCUUGACUCUUUUGUAUCGGAAUGCUUAACAAGUGUACCUUCGUCAUCUCCCCCGUUUGUGGUCGUCGAAGGUCCUUCAGGUUGUGGCAAGACACAGCUUGUAAUUGCACUAUCGCACGAGCUACGCAGCACUUUGAUACUAUCCAAUGUGACAGACUUUUUACGUCCUCAAGUGGGUUUAAGUGAGAAGUUGGUACACCAGUUUUUUUCGUCAUUAGAGCGGCAAUUCGCUUUCGGUUAUUCACAUAAAGGUUUCGUCUCUUCUAUACCACGUUGCGUGGUUGUAUUUGAAAACACCGAAUGUCUAUCAGAUGACAGUGGUUGUAUGCGUAGCUUGCUAUACUCUCUGUGCGCGGGACUAUCACGAUUCCGUGCCCAAUGGGAGUGGAAUAUGAGUUACACAGUGCUAUUUGUGUUUACUUGUACCGAGACCGGUCGUAUACCAGAGCGUUUACGUGAGGUUUGUUUGUUCCAGCUUAGUUUUUUGAUGGAAUGGCCCACAUUUGGAAAGGAAGUUGUAAAGCGUUGUUUCGAGUUGUACCUAAGGCAUCGAGGUUCACUUUUGGAACGAUUCAACGAGUUAUGGCCAUCGUGGUCCGUAAACGCAAGGAUCAUGGAGCUACGUCCUUGCGACAUAGCACUUAUCUGCCGUACCGCAGUUUUGUGGCAUGCGAGCGGCGUGCGAACACGAAUUUCAAUGGAUAGAAGUUUCGGUGCUUUGGCACUGGCGCUUUGCGCCGAUCCACAUUGA
This is a messenger RNA of Babesia sp. Xinjiang, 2526 nucleotides long. RefSeq lists its product as uncharacterized. The transcript is spliced from 3 exons. Gene Ontology annotation, molecular function: ATP hydrolysis activity; ATP binding. Bases 1 to 2526 code for a protein of 841 amino acids. The record is from RefSeq and is a predicted model, not a curated record. NCBI's taxonomy places the organism in Eukaryota, Apicomplexa, Aconoidasida, Piroplasmida, Babesiidae.